GGGCUCCUUUAUAUCCAAAUCCCCUUCCAACCUUCCGAAGGUGAUUGGGACCCCGGAGGAUUUGGCCCCACUUCUCGGCGUCUCUGUGGGUCCCCGGGACGGCUUCCCCACUCGGACACGGAGGCGGACUCCCGACAUUCCUUUCGUAGUAGACGGCCCUCCUUAUGUUGAUUUAAUGUGCUGACCAUAUGCAGCUAUGGAAGAUGCAUUUAUUUUUGUUUCUUAGAAAAGGGAAACUAUAUUCCUUUCUCCGUUCGAGGCCGAGAGCUGCGAGACUCGCACGCGGCACAUGGCUCCAUGGCAUUGGCACGGAGUGGGAGGUGUCAAACUUGCUCAUAUGCACGCAAGUGCAUGGCAUGGUCCAUGGUCCAUGUAGUAUGGGAGAGACUAUAUGCAAGGUGAUUAGUACUGAUUACCUAGACCCUCCUUGCCCCGGUAAGCUCGUGCACGACGUAAAGUCUCAGUCAAUACCAAUACUAGGCAUGCGUAUCCAAAUCAGGACGGGUACUUUAUCCUUUUAUGUAGUAGUAUACCAUCUUAUAAGUUACCCCUUCCCCCGCACACUCCCGCGGCUCCCUAUUCUUCAUUUCUUGCCACCCUGCAGAGACGCUGCACGUUCUCCUUGCCAUCCCCACUCCAGCUCGUAUGCAAAUACUCCAUGGUCUAGACUCUACCGUAGGUAGCUGGAAACAAGUCCCCUAGUAGAAAACAAAAGCCCGGACCUCGAGGCUUUGACGCGGUAUACCGGAUCCCAGCUCCCCGAGGUCGAACGAGCAGUGAGGAACGGCAUUGACCUGUCCAGUCUCGGAAUCAUACGCGUUGAAAAUCACCAGUUCGGAUUCCAGCUGGUCCGGCACGUAGUACCACUUGUGCUUCGGGUUGUAGUACACCUGGUAGACCUC
This is a messenger RNA of Sodiomyces alkalinus F11, 902 nucleotides long. RefSeq lists its product as hypothetical. The record is from RefSeq and is a predicted model, not a curated record. The transcript has a single exon. The coding region runs from base 189 to 683 and encodes 164 amino acids. Lineage: Eukaryota; Fungi; Ascomycota; Sordariomycetes; Glomerellales; Plectosphaerellaceae.